This is a messenger RNA of Thelazia callipaeda (thelaziosis nematode), 384 nucleotides long. Lineage: Eukaryota; Metazoa; Nematoda; Chromadorea; Rhabditida; Thelaziidae. The record is from the annotation of a GenBank genome assembly.
AUGAACAGCCAAAUGGCAAAUUAUCGGCGUUAUCCAUGUUUUCCCACGUGUCGUAUACCUGAUAAACGUGACUUCAUGGAUUCUAAUCCACCACGUAGUAACGAGGAUUUUUAUCGUCACUAUGAUCCAUGGAUUGGUAUUAGUACAGCCAUUAUUCUUUCUUUAUUUUUUGUGCUUAUCGCAUUCAAAACAUUUGUGAAAUGGUUUCUGUAUCAAAUUAAUAAUUGGCGAUAUUAUCGACGAGAUCAGCGUGAAACAGGCUGUAAGAAUUAUAAGCAGAAUCAUACGCUAUACUUGGACACAACUAGUUCUGCUGUUGUCAAUACGGAAAUUGCUGAUAAUGGUCAUAUAUCAGCAUUAGCUAGUUGUUGCGUGGAACGAUGA